AUGGCUGGAGUUGUGAAUGGUGUCCGGGUCGCAACCGACGACCCCAACCGUGUCAUCACCGUCAGCGCCCAAUGGGGCAAAACUGGCUCUGACACCACUAUCAGCUACACCAACUGCAAGGCUGUUGGAAAUGGAAGUUUUGGUGUCGUCUUUGCCGCCAAGAUGUCUCCGGUGAAACACGAUGACGGAGAGGAGGAGCCAGAAUCGGACAUUGCUAUCAAGAAGGUUUUACAAGACAAGCGGUUUAAGAACCGAGAACUGCAGAUCAUGCGUCUUGUUCACCACCCCAACAUUGUCGACCUGAAAGCCUUCUUUUACUCCAACGGUGACAAAAAGGACGAAGUCUACCUGAAUCUCGUGCUCGAAUUAGUCCCCGAGACUGUCUACCGGGCUUCCCGCCACUACGCCAAGCUCAAGCAAGCUAUGCCCAUGCUGCAGGUCAAGCUGUACAUGUACCAACUCCUCCGCUCCCUCGCGUACAUCCACGCCGUCGGUAUCUGCCACCGAGACAUCAAGCCCCAAAACUUGCUUCUCAACCCCGCCACUGGUGUGCUCAAGUUGUGUGAUUUCGGUUCCGCCAAGAUCCUCAUUGCGGGUGAGCCAAACGUGUCAUACAUUUGCUCCAGGUACUACCGAGCUCCCGAGCUCAUCUUUGGUGCCACAAACUACACCACCAACAUUGAUAUCUGGUCAACCGGAUGUGUGAUGGCCGAAUUGAUGUUGGGACAGCCUCUGUUCCCUGGAGAGUCGGGUAUCGACCAGUUGGUGGAGAUCAUCAAGGUUCUGGGUACUCCUACAAGGGAGCAAAUCAAGACGAUGAACCCCAACUACAUGGAACACAAGUUCCCCCAGAUCAAGCCCCACCCCUUCACCAAAGUCUUCCGCCCCCGCACUCCCGCCGAUGCCAUCUCUCUCAUCAGCACUUUGCUCGAGUACACGCCGUCGGCGAGGUACACGGCGCCAGAAGCGUUGGUACACCCCUUCUUUGAUGAGCUGAGGGUCGAAGGGUCGAGGUUGCCGAACGGAAAGGACAUGCCAGUGCUGUUCAACUUUACCAAGGAGGAAUUGUCGUCUCGACCUGACCUCAUCCGCCAACUGAUCCCUCCUCACACCGAGGAGACUCUUCGCGCAAACGGCAUCGAUGUCAACGACUUUAAGCCCAUUCCUCCCGAGCAGCUGCGUGUCCACCUGGACUAA
Molecule: messenger RNA, 1197 nt
Organism: Cryptococcus wingfieldii CBS 7118
Lineage: Eukaryota; Fungi; Basidiomycota; Tremellomycetes; Tremellales; Cryptococcaceae
Product: CMGC/GSK protein kinase
Exons: 5
Coding region: 1-1197 (398 amino acids)
Biological process (GO): signal transduction; protein phosphorylation
Cellular component (GO): cytoplasm
Molecular function (GO): protein serine/threonine kinase activity; ATP binding; protein serine/threonine/tyrosine kinase activity
Source: RefSeq, a predicted model, not a curated record